Molecule: messenger RNA, 1255 nt
Organism: Anastrepha obliqua
Lineage: Eukaryota; Metazoa; Arthropoda; Insecta; Diptera; Tephritidae
Gene: dpr8
Exons: 6
Coding region: 28-1152 (374 amino acids)
Biological process (GO): synapse organization
Cellular component (GO): neuron projection membrane
Source: RefSeq, a predicted model, not a curated record
GGCAAUUUAAACAGGAACAACAACAAAAUGACGCAUUGGCUGUUAAUACUGUUGGCAUUGUUGAUGUAUGCAGGCUCACUUGAGGGUGCCUCGAAACGUUUCUUCACCGAUUUUCUACAAGAUUUGCCUACACCGGGCACCGGUGGACCCACAUUCGAUACAACUGUGCCUACGAAUAUUACCGGUUUGGUAGGCAAGACAGUGAAGCUCACUUGUCGAGUGAAGAAUUUAGGCAAUCGAACAGUCUCUUGGGUACGCCAUCGUGACAUUCACCUGCUGACAGUCGGUCGUUACACCUACACAUCGGAUCAACGUUUCGAAGCAAUGCAUUCGCCGCAUGCUGAGGAUUGGACGUUACGUAUACGCUACGCACAACGCAAAGAUUCGGGCAUCUAUGAGUGUCAGAUAUCAACAACACCACCGAUUGGACAUUCCGUCUAUCUGAAUAUAGUGGAACCCAUCACUGACGUAAUUGGUGGUCCAGAGCUACAUAUAAAUAAAGGUUCCACAAUCAAUUUGACUUGUAUUGUAAAAUUUGCUCCCGAACCGCCGCCAACAGUCAUUUGGUCACAUAAUCGAGAGGUCAUAAAUUUCGAUUCACCACGUGGCGGCAUAUCACUGGUAACUGAGAAAGGUGUAGUCACCACCAGUCGACUAUUGGUGCAGAAGGCCAUACAGCAGGACUCAGGACUCUACACAUGUACGCCAUCGAAUGCAAAUCCUACAUCGGUGCGUGUGCACAUCGUUGAUGGUGAACAUCCAGCUGCAAUGCAUCAUGGACACGCCACAUUACAAGUCCAACCACCGCCCGCUACAUUCCUAUUAUUUUUGGUAUUCCUAGCAGUAUUGCUAUUGCAAGAGCACCCACAGUCAUCGCAAAAACGGAAACAACAACAACAACAGCGACCACAACAGCAUAAGCUGCGGCAACGCAUUCGAUGGAAGUGGUGGCAGAGCAGUCAAUGGAGUGAAAAAUUCGUGGUCUGCCAACGAACAGAGUCAUUUACUACGGUGCUUUCAGAUGUAGGGGCAGAACGUGAAGCGUAUGAGAGCGAGGGCCAUAAAAGUCAUCAUGUACAACAAAAACUAUUGCUGGCACUGCCGAAUGAACAAAGACGUUGGGAGACCAACAUAUUAACACCAACAACAUAGCCAUCAAAUGGCGCUAGCAGAGUGAGUAAAAUAGUACUCGAAUUGAUGUAAAUUAAGUUCCCCUCCAAUCCUAAUAAACGAACAAAAUAGUAAAGUACUUUUA